AAUAUUUUGUUUUUUUUUAUCGGUCACUACUGGGAGUAAUUGUUUGUAUAAAUUGCUGUUAUGGAAAGGGAAAAUAAUUUCAGUGAAGAAAAUGGCGAGCCAAUGGCGAAAAAAAUUAAAACAGAAUGGGUUAAAAGUUAUUCUGAUAAGGCCCUGCUUAUGAUGACUAGGAUGGGUUAUGAGAAAAACAAAGGUCUAGGGAAGCAGAACCAGGGUCGUCUUGAACCCAUUAUAGCAGUUCAACAGGACGGCAGAAAGGGAUUGGGUCUAAAAGAUGAAUGUCAAGUAUCUUUGGAAUCUUGGGACAACACUACUGAGAUAAUAAACCUUCCAGAAAAUUAUUCAUGGAUUACAAAUAAUGCGUCGCUCGAAAUCACAUUGGAUGAUUUAAAAGAUAAUAUAACCUUAGGCCCUCCUAAACGUACGAUUGAUGACGAAUGUUUAUACUGUAAUUCAGACAUUUUAAGUAAUAUAUUGAAAGCAAAAUCUGAAUUUGACAAAUUAAAUGACAGCGAAUUAAGAAGAGCGCGAUCACGAUCUAAUCCAUUUGAAACUAUACGCAGCUCCAUAUUUUUAAAUAGAGCUGCUGUUAAAAUGGCGAAUAUUGAUUCAAUGUGCGAUUAUAUGUUCACAAAUCCGAGAUAUAAGGAUGGAUCAUCAAUGCUGCAAAAUAACGAACUUCUAUAUUUUGCCGAUAUAUGUGCUGGACCCGGUGGUUUCUCAGAAUACAUACUUUACAGGAAAUCUUGGGAAGCAAAAGGAUUUGGAUUUACUUUACGUGGCCCUAAUGACUUCAAAUUAGAUAAAUUUUUUGCCGGUUCACCAGAAUCAUUUGACACUUACUACGGAGUCAGAAAAGACGGAAAUAUAUAUUUUAAAGACAAUCAAGACUCUUUUGCAGAUUACGUGCUAAAGCAUUGCGAAUCCGGUGUUCAUUUCGUUAUGGCAGAUGGAGGGUUUUCAGUUGAGGGUCAAGAAAAUAUCCAAGAAAUUCUUUCUAAGCAACUUUAUUUGUGUCAAUGUUUGAUGGCAUUAAAAAUCCUUCGAGUAAACGGCAGUUUUCUUUGCAAAUUAUUUGAUUUAUUCACGCCAUUUAGUAUAGGACUGAUAUUUUUAAUGUAUAAAUGUUUUGAUCAGAUAUCUAUAUUGAAACCUAAUAGUAGUAGACCGGCGAAUUCAGAGCGAUAUUUAGUUUGUAAAUGGAAGAAACCAAAUACUGAUUAUGUUUGUAAGUACUUGGAUCACGUCAAUGACAUUUUAAACUUGGGUAAAGAAGAUGUUUUAGAAAUUGUCAACCAACAACACAUUGUGUCUGAUCAAACUUUCUUAGAUUAUAUUGUUAAAAGUAAUAAUGACAUUGGACAAAACCAAAUUUUAGGUUUAAAAAAAAUUGCAGCAUAUUGCAGAAACACCCAACUUAAGGAAACUAGACAGUCGGAAAUAAGAAAACGUUGUCUUGAACUGUGGGGACUUCCAGAUAAGCUUCGACAAGCCCCAGAGUCUAAAACCCAAGAGAAAUUUCUAGAAGAAGUUCUUGGUGAUUGGAAUGAUAAGUUAUUUUUUAAUUCUUUGCCUACAGAACUACAUACAACGGAAUGCGUCCAAAACAAUAUUAACAGUAUAUAUGACUGGUAUUUUGUCCCAGUUGGACGGGCCGAAACUAGUAUUAAUGCCUGUAGUAUGUUUUUAUGUAAAUCUAAGGGUUGUUUACUACGAUAUAGUGACAGCAAAAAAUGGGAACCCGUAGAAUAUAUAUUUGACAUAUCACCGAAAUCAAUAUUUUAUGGCGAAAUUGUUUACGAGUAUACUGGUGAAGGUAGAACUCAAACCAGAAUAUGCGCUUUACACAUUAUAGAUGCGAUAAUGCUUGGAGGAAUAGAUAUACGACGUUUAAAACUUUCAGAACGUUCUCGGUUAUGCCAAAAAUACUCUCUUAGUCUUAAUAAGCCAUUCAAAGAAGGCAAUUGUAGUCCUAUUCGCAGCAAAUGUUUAUAUGAAUUAAAAUAUUUAAACAAUUUUUUUAACGAUAUGAAGUCACAUGUUUUGAAAGACAAUUCAACCCGCCUAGGUUUAACUUUGUCAUCUGAAAACAAAUUUUUUGUUCCCGGGGGCAUUAUGUUGUUUUGCGAAAUUUUUCACAAUUUUUUCUCAAGUAUGUCCCAUUCAACUCAUAAACUGUAUUAUUUCAAUAAGCAAACGAAAACAUCGUUUUACAAAAAUUGUAUGCCAAAUGAUAUACAAAAUACUUUGUACGCUUCAUUUAGAAAUAGUUAUCAAAGACGAUUACUGUGGAAAUGGACCAAUUUGAAGCAAGUUGAAGAAAAAUGUAAUCAUCGAGAAACAAAUUUGCUCUACCGAGAAGAUUUAACAAAAUUUAUAUUCAAUAAAGAAAAAAAUUGAAAAAAUAAAUUGGAUAUUAAGCUUAAUAUCGUAACUAAAUUCAUUAAAAUCAUAUAAAAGUGUUAUAUUGACUAUAACUAAAAUAGUUUUCUUAAAGAUCUAUUAAAAUAUUCCUAUGUGUACAUUUUAAAUAAUUUCACUUUAGUGUAUUUAACAAGAUGUACGUUUAUUUAACAACAUGUAAAUAAACCAUUUACUGAUUUCUUUACAUCUAAUCGCCUGUGUUUUUUAUACUCUAAGUACUGUUUUGAACAAACUGUCUAUAAAGCUGUUUGCCUUACUAAAUGAACUCAGGAUAUAUAAUUUCUUAUAAUAAGACGAUCAUUAUAAUUCAGUAAUAACUUUUCAUUACGAUAAGUGUAAAUACAAAACUCCAACGAGAGUACUUAAUACAAAAAUAAAAUUAAUGAAGAGCGAUAAUAUGGCGCCAUAUUCCGUUACUCAGUUCAAAAAUACUACAUUUGCAUUUAAUUCUGGGAAUAAAAUAUUGUUACUAUGUAACUCCAGUUUUAGGGUAUAUUUCGUUUAAAUUGUCCAUUUAUUUUCAAUAUCUUUUUUGUGUAUUAGAAAUUAAUUAAGAACUAAAUUAUGGUAAGCUUAUAGAAUAUGAGCAUUAAUAAAUAAAAUGCAACAAACAAAUGUCAACAAUAAAUCCGAAGGCAAGAGCCAGCCUAUGAUAUAAAAUCCAUUUAAAUUUAAGAAUAAAUGAAGUUGUUCUUUGCGUUGUAAAAAAUACACCUAACAAAAUUUUUUGUUAGAAAUAUAUGAUUUUAACGACUUAAAUUGCAACCCUUCUUUUGUAAAAAUGCGUAUUUUUAUAGCUGAUAAUGUUAUUGAUAUGUAAUUGAAUCUUACUUCGCCAUUAAACUUUGAAUUAAA
Molecule: messenger RNA, 3279 nt
Organism: Bactrocera neohumeralis
Lineage: Eukaryota; Metazoa; Arthropoda; Insecta; Diptera; Tephritidae
Gene: Cmtr1
Product: cap-specific mRNA (nucleoside-2'-O-)-methyltransferase 1
Exons: 2
Coding region: 61-2400 (779 amino acids)
Biological process (GO): 7-methylguanosine mRNA capping
Cellular component (GO): nucleus; cytoplasm
Molecular function (GO): methyltransferase cap1 activity; nucleic acid binding
Source: RefSeq, a predicted model, not a curated record